AUGGGCUUGGAAAAUACCAUUGCCUGGGAUAAAAACUCCCCGAGCCAAGAUCGUGCGAAGGCCAUAACCUUUUUCUGCCAUCACAUCGAUGAGGCACUGAAUAUGCAGUAUGUCAUGCUAGAAUCCCCACUUGAAUUGUGGGAGAGAAUGAAAGAAAGAUAUGAUCAUUUGAGGCUGACAUUGUUGUCAAGGGCACGAAGCGAAUGGCAAAGUCUACGGCUUCAGGACUUUAAAACAGUCCAAGAAUGUAAUUCUGCAAUGUUUAAAAUAAUAUCACAGCUACGCUACUGUGGCGAAAAUAUAUCUGAAUCUGAUAUGAUGGAGAAAACUUUCUCCACUUUUCAUGCCUCUAACAUGGUUUUACAGCAGCAGUAUCGCGAAAGAGGCUUCCAGAAAUAUUCUGAGCUGAUCAUCUGUCUUUUGCUGGCCGAACAAAAUAACAAAUUGCUAUUGAAAAAUCACGAAUCCCGGCCGACAUGUGCAAAUCCAUUUCCAGAGGCAAAUGCAAUACAACCGGCAAAUCCGGUGCGUGGCCGUGGGCAGGUUAAAAAUCAAAGAAUUGAUCGCGAUCGAAAUCAGAAUCGCGGACGGGGCCUGACAAAUGCAUACAGUCACGAUAAUUAUCAAAAUAGGCCCCGAUAUGUGCCAAAUCGACGUUAUAAUGACAGAAGACCGUACAGACCUCAACAGACGUUCAACACCGAGAGAAACAUAAACAAUGACGAGGAAUGCACCCGGUGUGGAAUCAAAGGCCAUUGGGCCCAUGUUUGUCGCACAGCCAGUCACUUGGCUGAACUGUAUUGGGCCUCAAAAGAAAGGCAGGGAAGAGUUGCUGCCGAAACAAACCACGCUGCCCACGAUGACAGAUUUGACGAUGUGAUGAAUGAAAAUAUCACGCACAUGGAUGCCGAUGAUCUACUUGAUAUAGCUGAUGAUGUUAAAUGA
Messenger RNA from Andrographis paniculata, 945 nucleotides. RefSeq lists its product as uncharacterized. The transcript has a single exon. The record is from RefSeq and is a predicted model, not a curated record. NCBI's taxonomy places the organism in Eukaryota, Viridiplantae, Streptophyta, Magnoliopsida, Lamiales, Acanthaceae. The coding region runs from base 1 to 945 and encodes 314 amino acids.